Lingula anatina is the source of this 1028-nucleotide messenger RNA. RefSeq lists its product as uncharacterized. The record is from RefSeq and is a predicted model, not a curated record. NCBI's taxonomy places the organism in Eukaryota, Metazoa, Brachiopoda, Lingulata, Lingulida, Lingulidae.
UAACAUUCGUCUAACUUGAAAAAGUCGGAGAGGAGGAUAAAAGAGGUGAGACGCCCCGUUAGACUGUCACACUGCUUCCUGACCGUGGACGGGUUCACAGCUGAAAGAUCACAAUGAAGAUCAUACUAGUGUGCCUAGCUCUGCUCGGCGCUACUUAUGCUUAUCCACAUUUACCAAUUGAUGAAGUCAAGCAACGAUGCCUUAUUGACAAACCGGACGUGUCACAAGGUGUCGCCUACGUCUCGGACUCUGACUGUGCCUUUUACUGGCAGUGUGACUUCGCCUACACCGUACUGAAGAAUGUCACCCUCAAAAAGUGUCCCAUCGGAACGAUGUGGGCCAAGAUCGGGUCUUUAGCAAACCCACCAUUACCGGGUGAGGAACCCGUCGUUUGUGUCAACUGCGCCCAGCAGCCGGAUCAUGAAUGUCAUGUACAGUACCCGUACGGGUCCAAACAGUGUCCAAAUGACACAACACCUGCACCUACUACAACGGAAAAACCACGACCUCUUGGAGAUAAGAUUUGUAGACUUGACCCUCAGAAUAUGGUGUUCCAAGAAAUCGUAGGAGAAAUAAGCGAAGUUUGGUAUUGGGGAGCGAAUGAAACAUUCAGCUGUGGACAUCUCAUCUUUAAUUUUACGAAAUGUGAAUGCCAGGCUGCACCUGAGUUUCCAGCUCGGUGGAAUUUUAAUGUGAACUUGAACUCGGACAACAACAGACUUUACGCCGCCAACGAACCAGUGGGCACAGUAGGUUUGUCGGUAAUAGAGCCAGGAUGCGCCGAGUUUAAUGGAUCAGGCGGACUUCAAAUUCCAUACUUUAAGAACAUGCGUCCGAGGACAAGCUGGCUAACUGCUCUUGUCUUCAACAGAGAUCCGCCACAGAACGCUGUUAUUCUUUUCGAGUGCAUUACCAUCUUUAUAUAUGAUGAUGGUACAAUCACGGCGUCCAUAGUAGUCCAGAACCCCGAGGGAAAGAAGCAUCCCCUGACUGUCUCAGUUACGUGCUAUGUGAACUCUGAUGAGUAA